Messenger RNA from Magallana angulata, 1551 nucleotides. RefSeq lists its product as uncharacterized. NCBI's taxonomy places the organism in Eukaryota, Metazoa, Mollusca, Bivalvia, Ostreida, Ostreidae. Gene Ontology annotation, biological process: DNA integration. The record is from RefSeq and is a predicted model, not a curated record. Gene Ontology annotation, molecular function: nucleic acid binding. Bases 1 to 1551 code for a protein of 516 amino acids. The transcript has 3 exons.
AUGGGCUUGGGAGCGAUUCUCUACCAGAAGCAGGACCAUGGAAAGUUAGCAGUAGUCGCAUACGCAUCCAGGCCUGCUGAACAGAACUACCAUCUCCACUCAGGGAAAUUAGAAUUCCUCGCACUCAAGUGGGCCGUCACUGAACGAUUUCAUGAUUAUUUAUAUUACGCUUCUCACUUUGAAGUGUACAAUACAAUUGAUGCCAUUGUGUCAGCAGUGAGACUAGAUGAGCCUACCUGUAGCAGCAUUAGCACACCUGUCAAGGAGGCUGAAGCAGUAGAAGAGCAGUUGAUUCAGGGAGCAUCCCUAACUAUCAUUGACAACAGUUCUCUGGCAAAGGAACAGCGCAAUGAUGAAGACAUAGGACAUUUAGGAGCUGAAAGAGUUUUGAGCUGUGUGAGGGAUCGGUUCUAUUGGGCUUAUAUGAGUUCCGAGAUAGAGCGGUAUGUCACUCAGGAGUGUCAGUGCAUCAAGGACAAAAAGCCUCAUGUCCAACGCAAAGCAGCACUGCAGCCAAUUACCAGCACUUGUCCGUUAGAACUUGUGUCAAUUGAUUUUCUCCAUUUAGAGCGCUGCAAGGGUGGUUUUGAGCAUAUACUUGUUGUGAUCGACCAUUAUACCCGCUUUGCACAGGUGUAUGCUACAAGGAACAUGUCGGGAAAAACUGCUGCAGAGAAGGUCUUCAACGACUAUGUGCUAAAAUUUGGGAUGCCAGGCAGAUUACACCAUGGUCAAGGACGUGAAUUUGAGAACAGAUUUUUCUUUGAGAUACAAAGAAUUUGUGGGGUCAAAGGCUCUCCUACCACACCGUACCACCCACAAGGGAAUGGACAAGUGGAACACUUUAAGAGGACGCUAUUACAGAUGUUGAGAACUUUAGAGCCAUCUUGGAAACUGGAUUGGAAAUCACAUCUGAAUAAAGUUGUUAAUGCCUACAACUGCACGAAGAAUGAGACCACAGGUUACUCACCAUUCUUUCUCAUGUUUGGGCGACAUCCCACAUUACCCAUUGACUUGGUAUGUCCAGAACUGCAACAACCGACUAGAAAACAGACCUAUUCACAAUAUGUGGCUCAGUGGAGAGACCGCAUGGAAGAGGUUUACAAAUUGGCAUCGCAACAAGCAGGAAGAAUGACUGGAAAGGGAAAACAACAACAUGGCAAAGGACUUUUGAGUACACGGUUACAUCCAGGAGACCACGUCUUAGUGAAGAACCUUUCAGAGAAGGGAGGUCCUGGAAAGUUAAGAUCAUUCUGGGAGCAGGAUGUAUAUGUUGUUGUGAAGCAGGUGAAUGAGGAGACACCAGUUUAUAAAGUGAGGAAGAGAUCCGGACAGGGUGGAAUAAGGCGACUUCACAGGAACCUCCUAAGACAGUGCAACUCUCUACCGAUAGAGUCCAUGGAUAACGACAGGAAAUCCCGCAGACCAAAGAAACCCAGCAAACAAGACGUCCCAGUCUAUGACGCUGACAGUAGUUCCUCAGAUUCCGAUGGAUUCAUUGAGAUUACUGGUAUCCCUCUAAAUCCUAAUGCCACACCAUUCACUCCUUAG